UGUCGCCUACCACAGUGAAGAACUACAACUCCCAGCAUGUCCCGCGAGGUAUCAUGUGCCAAGUCCCUCUUGCUCCCGUUGUCACGUGACUCCGGAAAGAUGGCGGCCUUGACAGCGGAGCAUUUUGAGGCGCUCCAGAGCCUGCUGAAGGCCUCCUCAAAAGAUGUCGUCAGACAACUGUGCCAAGAAAGCUUUUCCAGUUCAGCCCUUGACUCAAAAAAACUGCUCGAUGUUACGUGUUCCAGCUUGUCUGUGACCCAGGAGGAGGCCGAGCAACUGCUCCAGGCUCUGCACCGCCUCACCAGGCUGGUGGCAUUCCGUGACCUAUCCUCUGCCGAAGCAGUUCUAGCUCUCUUUCCGGAAGAUUUCCACCAAAACCUCAAAAACCUGCUGACAAAAAUCAUCCUGGAGUACAUAUCUACUUGGAGAACAGAAGCUCAAGCAAACCAGAUCUCUCUGCCACGCCUGGUGGACCUGGACUGGAGAGUGGAUAUCAAAACCUCCUCAGACAGUAUCAGCCGCAUGGCUGUCCCCACCUGCCUGCUCCAGAUGAAGAUCCAAGAAGAUCCUAGUCUGUGUGGAGACAAACCCUCUGUCUCAGCUGUGACCAUGGAACUGAGCAAAGAAACACUGGAUACCAUGUUAGAUGGCCUGGGCCGAAUCCGGGACCAGCUUUCUGCUGUAGCCAAUAAAUAGGCCAACCAGCUACUGAGCUGUGCAGGUGCAGUUCUCAGCACAUGGGCUGACAGUGGGCACAUGGCAGGAUGGAAGGGCUGCUGCUAUUCGGAAGGCACAGGGGAGGGAAGGAAGCAGCCAAGCCCAUUGUCAUUCUUUCUCAUCCUGUCCUCAUUGUGUUUCUUUUCCUGAUGAUGAGCAGAAGCUCCGCCUCUGAGAAGGCCCUGUGUGAAACUGAAUUACUGCUGUGGCUGUGUGAGGAAACAUGCUCUUUAUAUCAGCUGCCUGUGCGUUGCUGUGGAAAACUGUGGAGCUUACCUAAUGAGUUUACCUCCAGCAUUAGCUCAGAUGAGUUCAUUGCCAGCCCCGGAAUCCAUGGAGGGAAUUAGGGGCCAGGCCAGCAGUGCCUGCUCGCCUGCCCGCCUGCCCGUCAAGAGAAGCCAGCAGACAGAGAACAAUGCAGCACCACAGCAGGAUCCCUCAGAGCCUUCCAGAGCUUGCAGUCCUGCUGGGUCAUAGCUCCAGUUCUGAAAACUGAAACAGGCUAUUUUCUACUACUCCUGGGCGAGAAAGUGGAAUGGAUUGGAAAUAAAUAACAGUUUUAUGA
Phodopus roborovskii (desert hamster) is the source of this 1282-nucleotide messenger RNA. RefSeq names its product COMM domain containing 9 (gene Commd9). The record is from RefSeq and is a predicted model, not a curated record. The coding region runs from base 37 to 696 and encodes 219 amino acids. NCBI's taxonomy places the organism in Eukaryota, Metazoa, Chordata, Mammalia, Rodentia, Cricetidae. The transcript is spliced from 6 exons.